Culicoides brevitarsis is the source of this 3222-nucleotide messenger RNA. RefSeq names its product inactive dipeptidyl peptidase 10. Gene Ontology annotation, molecular function: serine-type peptidase activity. The coding region runs from base 114 to 2894 and encodes 926 amino acids. Gene Ontology annotation, biological process: proteolysis. The record is from RefSeq and is a predicted model, not a curated record. Gene Ontology annotation, cellular component: plasma membrane. NCBI's taxonomy places the organism in Eukaryota, Metazoa, Arthropoda, Insecta, Diptera, Ceratopogonidae. The transcript has 14 exons.
ACUGAAUGAUGAUUGUUAAAAGUGUUUUGCUUUUAUAUUAAUUUAUUAAGAAAUAAAGGUGAUUUAUAAAAAAUAUAAAUAUAAAACAAUACGUAAGAUUUGUUUAAAACAACAUGAAUUCUGUACAAAGUACUGGUUCAACUGUACGAAAAAAGGAUACAAUAUCAGAACAAGAGUUGACUAUUGCAUCUGUUGAGAAGCGAAAUUGGCGUGGAAUAUUUAUUGCAUUGCUUGUAAUUGCUGGUGUUUUAGGCCUUAUAGUAUUCUCCAUAUUUUUGCUUUCUCCAGAUUUAGAAGGAGUCAAAACAUUUGGAAGAAAAUUUAUUUUAUCAGAAAUCAGUGAUGAUACAUUUGUAAGAAGAAAUGUAAACAAUGGAACUUGGAUAAGUGACACUGAAAUUGUUUUUCGUGAUGCAUACGGUGGCUUAUCGAUAUUAAACAUGAAGAACAAAUCUAUCACAGAGCUUAUGAAUAACGCAACAUUUAGACAACUAGAUGUCAACCAUUACAUAUUGUCUCCGGAUAAAAAUUUUGUUCUUCUCUUUAGAAAAAAUGAUGAAAAAUCCGUGUUGCCAAUGGCACAAACUAACGUAGAUUACCAAAAUUUCUAUAAACAAGAAACUAGCUAUUAUGUGUAUGAAACAGCAUCACAAAGUUACUUUUUACUUGCUACAACAAGCGACGAAAAGGCUUCUCCAAUGUUACAAAAUGUAUUAUGGUCACCAAUUGUAUCUCAAUUUUCAACCAAAGAUUCUAAUGAUGAUACAAAUAGAUCCUUUAGUAAUAGUCUUGGUAUGAGAGAACAAGCCAUUGCUUUUGUGUUUAAAAAUGAUGUUUAUUACAAGCCUAAAGUACAAGACAGUGUUUGUAAUAGAAUAACAAAAAAUGGAUUCCACUCAAAAAUACUUAAUGGAAUACCAGAUUGGUUAUACUCAAAUGAAAAAGAUUUACGUGGCAAAACAUUGGCAUUUUCGCCAAAUGGAAAAUAUUUGUCGUACUUAUCAUUUAAUAUAACGCAUGUAAAAUCAUACAGUUUUACUGCCAACUAUGAUGACACGAUGAAGUAUCCAACACUUGAAUCUAUAAAAUAUCCAAAACCUAAUACACCCAAUCCUGUUGUCUCAAUACAUGUUAUAGAUGUCCGUGCAAAUCCUGUUUCAUAUCCAAAAACAAUGUAUAUUCCUUUUGAAUAUUCGUCAGAAUUUUAUGUUGGUGGAAUGACUUGGGUUUCAGAUUAUGAGCUCACAGUAACUUUGACGGAUCGUAAUCAAACAAGAUCAAUCAUUUACAUCUGCAAGGCACCUCUAUUUUAUUGUAACGAGGUGUUCACAGAAAAUAUGUCAGAUAAUUUUUCAGUUCUACCAUCUGAAACACCAGUUUUUUUACAUAAAAAUUUUACAAUAAAUAACAAUUUGCACAAAACAAAUUGGAUCGAACAGACAUAUUUGUUAAAACGUCUGCUCGUACGUGUCGAUGUUAACGAGUUUUAUAGACACGUUUUUUUAAUUCCUGUAUUAUCUUCAUCAAAUAUAAAAAGUAAAAAACAGCGAUACCAAAUUACUUUGGGAAAAUAUGAAGUGACCGAAAUAGUUGAUUAUGAUGUAAAAAAUGAAAUAGUCUAUUAUAUGGCAACAAAAGAAUCUCGUCCAGGAUACCGUCAUUUAUAUAGUGUAAAAAUUAUUUUUAAUAUUACUAUUGAAAAUAAUAUUUUGGUAUCUGCUACACAACCAUCAUGUCUUACAUGUUUUUAUAAUGCUCAUUCACCGGGCUUUAAACUAAACAACUACAGAAAAAAAAAUAAUAUGAAGAAUGAUAUAUUUGAAAUAGAAACAGUGAAAAAUAACUAUACUGAAACUACGCUGCCAACUGGUAAAUUGGAAACCCAAGAACAUGUUUCAGCAGGUUGUUUAUACAACAGAGUUCAGCUAAGCACUCACUUCACUUACUUCAUACAAGAAUGUUUGGGUCCAAAUAUACCAACCACUUUUGUAGUGGAUACCAUAAAAAAAGAACGAUUGUUUACUUUAGACGAUGGAAAGUAUUUACAAAAUAAACUUAGUCCAAUAGCGGUACCCAACAUUAAAAAGUUUAGCGUUGUGAUAAAAAACGGAUUUGAAGCACAAGUUAAACUUUACUUGCCACCAAUGUUGAAAGAAGACGAAGAUUUAGCGUAUCCAUUAAUUGUUCGAAUCGAUGCAUCACCAGACUCACAAUUGGUCUCAGAAGAAUUCGUGGUUGACUGGAACUGGUACUUAGCUAGCUCUAAAGGAAUAAUUUGUGCCGAAAUAGAUGCAAGAGGAAGCGGUUUUCAAGGCCAACCAAUACGGUCUCAAAUAAAAGAUAGAUUAGGAACUUUUGAAAUUGAAGAUCAACUCGCUGUAAUAACAUAUCUGAGUGACACUUUUCAAUUCAUUGAUCAAAAUAAAAUUGGAGCUUAUGGCUGGGGAUACGGUGGUUAUACAGCUUUGAAUGCUUUGGCGGAAGACAAUUCUAAAGUACUGCAAUGUGCUAUUGCUAUUGCACCAAUCAUAUCAUUUAAGUUUUAUUACUCUUAUUUUACUGAACGAUAUAUUCCAUUUGAUAGUAAUUUUAAUCAUGCUUUGCGUGAAUCUGACCUUGCAUUGAAAGUAUCAAAAUUGGAAAACAAGGAAUUUCUGAUUAUUCAAGGAACAGCAGAUCAAUUAGUUCAUCAACAACACUCAUUAUGGUUUGCAAAGUCACUUAUACAAGCUGGUGUAACAUUUCGACAGCAGACAUAUGCUGAUGAAGGACACGAGCUAAGUAGAGUUAGAUAUCAUCUGUUUAAAACAAUGGAAGCAUAUUUUGAUGAGCAUUUUGAUAUUGUUGAAGACAGCGAACGUCAACUAAAGGGUAUUUUUGGCUUUAGAAAAUGAAUAUUUUAAUACUUAGAUAACUGAAAAAAUAUAUCUAUAAAUUGUUUUUCUCUGCUGCUUACACUUUUAAACAUAAGUAAGCUUUAACGAAAAUCUUCAUUAAAUUAAAUAUAGUAAUAAAAUCUCUUGAUCCAGCUUAUGAUAAAUUUUAAUAGAAAGUUAAAUGGUUAUACCUAACUAUUCAUAAUAACAUGUGUUUAAAUAAAAAUCGUUCGAUACUCAAAUAAAAAUAAUCAAGUUACUUAAUGGUUUUCUACUACUCUACCACUACUCUAACUGAAACUUAGUUUUAGCUGAUAUUCAAAAUUGAUUUUGUUAAAAAUGUUGU